GCAAAGGGAUAACUACUGGCAAUUGUUUACGUUAUCUUAUCCUAGUCACGGCACCUAAAGUGCUUAUAUCGCGAGUAAUAUUUAUAUGUACUUUUACCGUUACAGUUGCGAUUUGACAAUUUUAGCACCUUAUUAUCAAGGUCGAUACUUCACAAAUUAAAGCUGUGCGCGAGAUAAAAGAUGGAAGAUCGCCCAAGGCGUAAAGUUACCAAGCGUUAUCAGGCCACUUCUUCAGACAAAGCUCCAGAACGGAAGAAGACAGCAACUGCAUCACACAUCACUACUGGCAGGAUCGAAGAUGAUAUUGGAGAUAUAAAGAGUGUCCUUAUUAAAGAGGAGAAGGACACAAACAUAAACGAUAAUAAUUUAAUUAACAUUUCACAAUUUCAGAAUAGGCCAAUGCAAGCUGGUGAUGUGCAGAGUCAAUCUCAUGUGCAAUAUGAAGAGCGACUACCUUAUUGCCAGUGUGCUUAUACAAGACAGACGGAGGAGAAUAAUCGGGAAGUGAGGGAUCAUCGUUUAGAUCGUAUUGAGGCACAACUCAAGAAAAUGAAUACUCUUAUGGAGAAUAUCUUCAAGUGCGUGCAGAUUAGCCACACUUCAACAUCGUUCAAGCCGACUAUUCUUCCUAUAUCAUCAGUAGCAGGAAUGCGUGCGUUUGAAAAUCUUGAUGAAGAGGCUUACUCCAACGUUAUUAAUUAUUUUCAUUACAUCGGCGGAUUCAAUUUGAAGGAAGCAAUAAACUUAUGUCUCAAGGAGAGCCUCCAGGACUCAUUCACGCCAUCCUUAACCUGGUGGGGCCGCGAAGAGAAUCAAGAACCAUUAUACAAUGCUCGUUUGACGAAGGCAAUUUACAGUGCUGUGUGCCGUAAUCAGCAUUUCCAAAGGCCUCAACGUUCAGAGUUCCAAGUCCAUAUGCGGGACGCUCUUCGAGCAGCGAAAGAGCGAUACAGACACAAAGAACGUAAACAACAAAGAAUGGCAGCCGGUCCAAGAAUCCAGCGCGAUUUAUGGAACGAUGAGUACGUAGAGGAGGCAGAAGAGGAGUUAUAACAACUGCAGAUGCAAGAAAUAGACGAACAGAUAUAAGAAUAUCGCAGAAGUCACACGAGGAGAGCCAGUCCGGGAGACGAAGGAUGUCACUGUCCAGGAGAAAGGAUGCCACAGCUAGAUAUCACACACACGCACACGCGCGUAUACACACACACACACACACACACACACACAUACACACAAUAAUAAUUAAUAAUAAAUUUUAUCGAAGUGCAAAAAAUAAGAGAACGAUCUACAAUCGCAAAGGCACGAGGCGAUCCAGCAUAAACGAACGGUGUAACGCAAUAACGAUUACGCAAACAUCGUUGUACAUUAAUCCCGCGUAAUUAUCAAUAAUACGAUUAUCGUUUCAUUUUCGAAAAUUGUUUAA
This is a messenger RNA of Wasmannia auropunctata (little fire ant), 1423 nucleotides long. RefSeq lists its product as uncharacterized. The record is from RefSeq and is a predicted model, not a curated record. Bases 181 to 1053 code for a protein of 290 amino acids. The transcript has 8 exons. Lineage: Eukaryota; Metazoa; Arthropoda; Insecta; Hymenoptera; Formicidae.